GACACCUCUGCAAAACACAUUUUUUUUCUGUUGUUGGACACGCAUCUCUGGAAUUAGAGUGUUCGUCUUCUUUUUUUUAUCAUUCAGCUAAAGGUUGAGCAGAGAACAGAGAAAAGUUGUCAUCAUGGCAUUAAUGAUACUGCCAUUCAUUGGAGCACUCUCAGUGUCUGAGGGUUUGAUAGCCUUGGUGACGGUGUGCUUGGUCUACCUGACCCUUAAGCAUUUCCGCAGAGAGAUCCCAGAGGGGCUACGUCGACUCCCCGGCCCGAUGCCACUUCCUAUCAUUGGGAAUUUUCUGGAGUUGGGAAGCAAGCCUUACCUAAGUCUUACUGAAAUGAGCAAGCGCUUCGGAGACGUGUUCCAGAUUCAGCUCGGCAUGCGUCCCGUGGUCAUUCUGAGUGGUUAUGAAACAGUUAAACAAGCUCUCACCAAACAGGGGGACGACUUUGCCGGCAGGCCAGACCUGUACAGCUUCCGCUUCAUCAAUGAUGGAAAGAGUCUGGCCUUCAGCACGGACAAAGCUGGCGUUUGGCGGGCUCGCAGAAAGCUUGCCUACAGUGCACUGCGUUCUUUUUCCUCCCUGGAGGGAAAGCUCCCAGAGUACUCCUGUGUGCUGGAGGAGCACAUCUGCAAAGAGACUGAGCAUCUGAUCAAGGAACUCCAUAAUGUCAUGACAGCGGAAGGCAAAUUUGACCCUUUCCGCUACAUAGUUGUUUCUGUUGCCAAUGUGAUCUGUGGCAUGUGCUUUGGCCGACGUUAUGACCAUCAUAACCAGGAGCUGCUGAGCUUGGUAAACCUCGCCGAAGAUUUUGUCCAGGUGACAGGCAGCGGCAACCCAGCAGAUUUCAUCCCUGCUCUGCAGUUUCUGCCCAACAAGUCAAUGAAGAAGUUUGUCAACCUCAACAACCGCUUCAACAACUUUGUUCAGAAGAUCGUCAGUGAGCACUACUCCACCUUUGACAAGGACAACAUCCGCGACAUCACAGACUCCUUAAUAGAUCACUGCGAGGACCGGAAGCUCGAUGAGAACUCCAACAUCCAGAUGUCAGAUGAGAAAAUUGUUGGCAUUGUCAACGACCUCUUUGGAGCUGGUUUCGACACCAUCUCUACCGCUUUGUCAUGGGCAGUGAUGUACCUUGUGGCUUAUCCAGAGGUUGAGGAAAGGCUUUAUGAAGAAAUCAAGGAGAAAGUCGGUCUGGAUCGUACUCCUGUUAUGUCUGACAGAAGCAACUUGCCUUUACUUGAGUCUUUCAUUCUGGAGCUCUUUCGUCACUCUUCAUACCUGCCUUUCACAAUCCCACACUGCUCUACAAAAGAUACAUCUCUGAACGGCUACUUCAUUCCCAAAGACACCUGCGUGUUUGUCAACCAGUGGCAGAUAAACCACGACCCAGAGCUCUGGAAAGACCCGUCUAUGUUCAUCCCAGACCGCUUCCUCAGCGCUGACGGCACAGAGGUAAACAAGCAAGAGGGAGAGAAGGUGCUUAUUUUCGGCUUGGGAAGACGGCGGUGCAUCGGUGAGGUUAUCGCACGAAACGAAGUCUUCCUCUUCCUGGCAAUUAUCAUCCAGAAACUUCACUUUUACAAGUUGCCCGGAGAGCCCGUGGACAUGACCCCGGAGUAUGGCCUCACGAUGAAGCACAAACGCUGUUACCUGGGAGUCGCAAUGAGAGCUAAGGACGUGCAGUGAAGCUCUGCAUUAUUUAGAAUGUAAGACUUUGAAGGUGGCCUAUCUUGACUGUGACACUGUAGAUUAAGAGUUACAUUAAGUUUGAGUGAAAUAAGUAUAUUUCUAAGAAUGGAGGACACUGGAUGACCUUAAUUUAUAGAGCUAACAGCAUUGAGGCAAAUCCAAGAAAUUUGCUUGAUGCAGACUGCAAGACAUGUCUACAUUUAGGUUCAUUGCUUUGUAGUUUGAGGCUCUGCAAAGUAACAUUCCUACACGUUGUCUCUGCUUCUAAAUGAAGAACAAAAAGGUGGAUGCUUCGCUGUCGUGUAGUCCUGUAAUCUAAAAGCAAUCCAUGCAGAAGUGACUAAGCAGACAAGAGUUUUUGGAUUGAGAGUAAAUUUUAUAGGCAUUACCAUGAAGGGCACUGCAAUGUGUGCAUUGUAACAGAAAACUCUGGAGCAAACAGAUAUUACAGUAUGACACCAUUCACGUUUGUAAGCUAAUUAUUUUUCAUUUCAUUAUACUGUAAAUGCCAAUCCUGAAGCUAUAUUUGUAUCCCUAAAUGUGAUUAUUUGUGUAUGUGUGUCUGUAUUUUCUUAUAGGUCAUUUUUUUUUUAUGAUCCAAGCAUUUUGUUUAUGUUUGAGGUGAACUACUUAUCUGUGCCAAAAAAUGAUUUAUCAGGGCAGAUCAAAUGAUUCUGGAAAAAUUAUCACAAUGCUGUACAAUUUUAUAUAUCUUAUGUAUCAUUCAUUGUAAAAGAAAAAAAAAUGUCAGGGUUUGAGUUAUUUUAUGAACAGAAAUAAAAUUGAAUGCUCUACGGAUAA
Fundulus heteroclitus (mummichog) is the source of this 2494-nucleotide messenger RNA. It is a transcript of the gene cyp1a, whose product is annotated as cytochrome P450 1A1. Gene Ontology annotation, molecular function: iron ion binding; steroid 17-alpha-monooxygenase activity; heme binding. The record is from RefSeq and is marked provisional. Gene Ontology annotation, biological process: progesterone metabolic process; hormone biosynthetic process. Lineage: Eukaryota; Metazoa; Chordata; Actinopteri; Cyprinodontiformes; Fundulidae.